AUGUUCACGGGUAUCGUCGAGCUUCUGGCUCCCAUCAUCGACAUUUCGCCCCAGGAUGCCUCCAAGUCAGGUGGUGGUGGCUACUCGAUGACCAUUGGCAAGACCGCCGCCAUUCUCAAAGACUGCCACAUUGGCGACAGCAUCGCAGUCAACGGCACCUGUCUCACCGUCACCGAGUUCGACGCUUCCGAAUCCAACCAGGGCGGCUUCUUCAAGAUCGGCGUCGCUCCUGAGACGCUCAAGAAGACCAACCUGGGCGAGCUCAAGGUGGGAGAUGGCGUCAACUGCGAGCGCGCCAUGGACGCACACACCCGAUUCGGCGGACACUUUGUUCAGGGCCACGUUGACACCACCGCCCUCAUUCGCUCCGUCGUUCCGAACGGCAACGCACUCACGAUCACAUUGAGACUGCAGCGCAAGCCAGAGUCGCUUCCUCUGCCCUCAACGCUUUCACCCUAUCUGAUCCCGAAAGGCUACGUCACGCUUGACGGCGCGUCAUUGACUCUGAUCGAGGUUUCACCAGCGACAGGCGGACUGCUGCCCUCCAACUCCACAGCAGGCGAUGUUCGAGAAGAUGCACAGACGCCCAAGAAGGAGAUCGUCGAGUUCUCAGUCAUGCUCAUCGCGCAUACGCAGGAGGUGAUUGGACUGAGCAAGAAGAAGCCUGGUGACACGGUCAAUGUGGAGCUCGACAUGGUGGGCAAAUACGUACAUCGCGCGGUGCUAGGCUCGCUCGAGAGGGAUGCGGAGGAGCACGCUGAGGCUGCCAACAGCGUGGAUGCUGGAAGGGAGGCUGUUGGCACUGCAGUCGGACCAGCCUCGUCGCAGGCGUUGGAAGGCAUGGUGGAGAGGAUAGUUCGAAAGGUGCUCAGCGAGCAGAAGUAA
Messenger RNA from Kalmanozyma brasiliensis GHG001, 885 nucleotides. RefSeq names its product Lumazine-binding domain protein. The transcript is spliced from 2 exons. Lineage: Eukaryota; Fungi; Basidiomycota; Ustilaginomycetes; Ustilaginales. The coding region runs from base 1 to 885 and encodes 294 amino acids. Gene Ontology annotation, molecular function: riboflavin synthase activity. The record is from RefSeq and is a predicted model, not a curated record. Gene Ontology annotation, biological process: riboflavin biosynthetic process.